CAUCGGUUAAGCAGCGAUUGCUGGGUUUUCAUCCAGCGGAUGUUGUGUGGGGAGGGGGUGUUUUUUUCUUUUUAUUACCUUCACCCCCCUCUUCUCUUACAAUGAACUCUAUGCGUUCUCUUGUUCGUCAAGCUGCAGUUGCACGCAACGUCUUUGCCAAGCGUACCUUGUACACUUCUCCUGUUGCUCGCUCUGAUGCUAUUUUUCACCGUGACACACCUGAAAACAACCCCAACAUUCCUUUUGAAUUUGAUGCUGAGAACAAGAAGCGCAUUAGCGAAAUUUUGAAAAAGUACCCUGAACAGUACAAAAAGGCUGCCAUCAUGCCUCUUUUAGAUCUUGGUCAAAGACAACAUGGCUUCACUUCUAUCUCUGUUAUGAACGAAGUUGCUCGUCUCUUGGAAGUGCCUCCUAUGCGUGUUUAUGAAGUAGCUACUUUCUACACCAUGUACAACCGUCAACCAGUAGGCAAACAUUUCCUUCAACUCUGCACAACAACUCCUUGUCAAUUGGGUGGUUGUGGCUCUACAAAGAUCUUGGAUACCAUCAAGGAAAAUCUCGGUAUUGAGGUUGGUGAGACUACCAAGGAUGGCAAAUUCACUUUGGUCGAAGUUGAAUGUGCUGGUGCAUGUGUGAAUGCUCCUGUCAUGGCUGUGAAUGAUGAUUACUACGAAGACUUGACACCAGAAACAACUGUCAAACUUUUGGAAAACUUGAAGGCCGGUAAGCCUGUCACACCUGGUCCUCAAAGUGGUCGUCAUACUUGUGAAUAUGCUCCUGGUGUCUAUACUUCAUUGAAUUCUGAACCUUAUGGUCCUGGUUUCAAAGUUCGUGAUGAUUUGUAAAAGCAUAGAAACAAAAGGAUUAAAGAAAAUGUAUAUAUAAUACAUGCGUGUGUCUCUUUUUUUUUUGUA
Molecule: messenger RNA, 914 nt
Organism: Gilbertella persicaria
Lineage: Eukaryota; Fungi; Mucoromycota; Mucoromycetes; Mucorales; Choanephoraceae
Product: thioredoxin-like [2Fe-2S] ferredoxin-domain-containing protein
Exons: 3
Coding region: 102-845 (247 amino acids)
Molecular function (GO): NADH dehydrogenase activity
Source: RefSeq, a predicted model, not a curated record